Trematosphaeria pertusa is the source of this 1587-nucleotide messenger RNA. RefSeq lists its product as uncharacterized. NCBI's taxonomy places the organism in Eukaryota, Fungi, Ascomycota, Dothideomycetes, Pleosporales, Trematosphaeriaceae. The transcript has a single exon. The coding region runs from base 401 to 1195 and encodes 264 amino acids. The record is from RefSeq and is a predicted model, not a curated record.
AAGCUUUCCAUAUUGCUGCGCAAUAUAGCGCGCGUUAUGUUAGAGUGGGCUUGGACGCAUGCCUCCUGCGAGAUGAUGCAGCCGCGGGUGCGCUCUAUAUUCGUCCGAGACGGGCAACGCGCUGGAGACAACAGCGAGACGCGAGGCUGGCGCUUUCAACAGUUUCAGCAGAAUUGUCAUGUUCGUGAACGCAUGGUUCGACUGCUGCCGUGUCGCGCAUCCCAGCCGCCGUUCAUCCCCGUAACUAGACUGGUACUGGUGUCCGCGUCCGUUUGCGGGGAGUCAAGCCACCGGAUCCCGAGCGCGCCAUCGCGAUCAUUGGCUGCUGCCUUCAAGAGAGGAGUUGGCUUCUUGGUCGUCGUUGUGCAACGACAACGUCCCUUCACAUAGCGUGCUGUGUAUGCGCACCUGGCCGCGAGGGGCUCCCACCACGAUAACUCAAGGGCGUCGAGAUAAGCAGCAUAUUGCGCGUACCGUCCCCGCAAUGCAAUCGCCAGUCCAGCGCCGCUCGACAUGCCUCUCAAAUCUGGAAAAAGCAACGUGGGGGUCACGGCAGCUGGCCCGUGCCUCUCUGCGUCUGCAGCAGCGAAUCGCAAUCCGACUUCAUCUGCGCGUCACCCCCGUGGCGUUUCUUGUCCCCAGGACGUGCAGGACCCUGCAAAGGCUCUUGCGCCAAGAGGGAUGCGGAGUCGUGAACGAGCAUGAAUCGUCAUUUCGCUUGUUGGUGCGAAAGAGGGGAACAGUGGAAAGGGAGCGCUUCGGCGAUGCUGCGCAAGCCAUGGUCAGCUCGCAUGUCCACCGAACAGGCGUUCUGCGUGCAGUCAAUAUUGCUUCGCCCAGGCCAAACCCCAAGACGAGACAAGCAGGACGGCGACCGAGGUUCCAGGUCCUCACGCGGCGUCCUGAAGAGGCAGCACGGCUGGAGGCGCUGGGGGGAUGCAGCGAGCCACCGAACGCCGCCAUGCGCAUCAAUUCCUGUGGCUUUAGAGUUGAAGGUCGCGUCCCCGCUGGACUCGAUCUGAAAUGUGUUGGAAGAUUACAAUCGGCCGUCGACAGAGACGGCAGUUGCAUUACGGAGCAGAUGGCCCCUGGAGUGGUGUGUAGGAGGGUGGUCGCAAUCUCGAGCAUUGCGAAUGAUAGCGCCGGAGUAGAGGCGGUUUCGCGGGCGUGUCGAGGCUCUGUUGGAACCAGAUAACGUCCUCUAUUUGCGAACGAGCAGUUCGUCGCCAUGCUGCCUUGGGCUACGACAGGUCGUUCAAGGCUAGAGCGCACGGUUACGAGGCAUUUGCUCGAUUCGACGACGCGCACGAGGCGGGACCCCGCGGCUUCCAAGGUUUGCACUGUAGCAAACGGGAUUCCACCUGAUGGGAGGCUGCUCUUUCAGGCGUAGAGUCGGAUGGGCGAGGUAAUAGGUGACCGGUUUGGCUCAGGUGCAGGGCUGGGACGGUAAGACGGAGUGCCCCUGCGUUCGCAGCAAGGUCAUGCCGUCUUCUUUGUCACCGUCAGGCCAAGCUGAGCGACGAUUGGCCUCAGGACUGGGGUAGAUGGGCUACGGUGCUGCUACGGUGCUGCUACAGUACACAGCUG